Oxyura jamaicensis (ruddy duck) is the source of this 3803-nucleotide messenger RNA. It is a transcript of the gene WDR70, whose product is annotated as WD repeat domain 70. Gene Ontology annotation, cellular component: site of double-strand break; nucleus. Gene Ontology annotation, molecular function: protein binding. The transcript is spliced from 18 exons. The record is from RefSeq and is a predicted model, not a curated record. Gene Ontology annotation, biological process: regulation of DNA double-strand break processing. Bases 96 to 2036 code for a protein of 646 amino acids. Lineage: Eukaryota; Metazoa; Chordata; Aves; Anseriformes; Anatidae.
GCCGGGCGGGGACAGCAGGGGCGUAGCGGCGGGAGGGGGCGGCCCGGCCCCGCGGCUUCCUCCCCGCGCUGUUGUGGUUCCGGGCCGGCCGCGGCAUGGAGCAGGCGGAGGGCGACGCCGAGAUGCUGGCGGGAGCCGACCCGGAGCUGGCGGCCACCAUGGGCUUCUCCGGCUUCGGGAAGAAAGCUCGCACUUUUGACCUCGAAGCCAUGUUCGAGCAGACAAGGAGGACUGCCGUGGAAAGGAGCAGGAAGGUCUUAGAGGCUCGAGAAAGAGAAAAGGAAGAACAGGCUGAAAAAGAACUUAAAAGUCAACACACUGAAUCAUUGGCUUCAGCCUCAAGUGCAACAGGAGUUCGGUCCACAUUAAAACCAAGAGACACAGCUAGUAGUGAAAGUGAAGACAGCUCAGAUGAAGAGUUAACUGGUCCUUCCAUGCAAUCCCAGACUUCUGUUCAAGGUCCAGUUGGUGGUGGUGAUGAUGACGAUGAUGAAGAAUUCAUUGGACCACCGCUUCCACCUGGGUUCAAGGAUAGUGAUGAUGAUGAUACAGAAGAGGAAGAUAAUAACCCUGUCAAGAAAAUUCCAGAUUCUCAUGAAAUUACACUCCAACAUGGGACAAAAACAGUUUCUGCUUUGGGAUUGGAUCCUUCAGGUGCCCGUUUGAUAACUGGUGGAUAUGACUACGACGUUAAAUUUUGGGAUUUUGCUGGAAUGGAUGCUUCUCUCCAGGCUUUUCGGUCACUCCAGCCUUGUGAAUGUCACCAAAUCAAGUCUUUACAGUACAGCAGCACAGGAGAUGUCAUUCUGGUUGUCUCUGGUAACUCUCAGGCAAAGGUGCUUGACAGAGAUGGUUUCCCAGUAAUGGAAUGCAUAAAAGGAGACCAAUACAUUGUGGAUAUGACAAACACCAAGGGUCAUACAGCAAUGCUUAAUUCAGGCUGUUGGCAUCCAAAAAUAAAGGAAGAAUUUCUGACAUGUUCUAAUGAUGGAACUGUGAGAACAUGGGAUGUUAACAAUGAGAAAAAACACAAGAACGUAUUUAAGCCACGAUCAGUUCAAGGUAAACGGGUCAUUCCUACAACUUGUACGUACAGCAGAGAUGGUAAACUUAUUGCAGCUGGCUGUCAAGAUGGCUCCAUCCAGAUCUGGGAUAGGAAUAUGACUGUACAUACGAAGUUCCACUGCAGGCAAGCCCAUGCUCCAGGCACUGACACUUCUUGCUUGGCAUUUUCCUAUGAUGGUACUGCCCUUGCGAGUCGGGGAGGGGAUGAUACUUUAAAGAUGUGGGAUAUAAGACAAUUUAAAAAGCCUCUUCAUUCAGCUGAAAGACUGUCCAGCUUCUUUCCAAUGACUGAUUGCUGUUUUAGCCCAGAUGAUAAAAUACUUGUCACAGGAACCUCUGUUAAGAAAGGUGGUGGCAGUGGGAAGCUGUUCUUCUUCGAUCGGGAGACAUUUCAGAAGUUGUACGAGAUAGAAGUUACAGAUGCGAGUGUUGUGCGUUGCCUUUGGCAUCCCAAGCUGAAUCAGAUCAUGGUUGGUACAGGAAAUGGACUGGCAAAAGUGUACUAUGAUCCUGUUAAAAGCCAGAGGGGAGCAAAAUUAUGCGUGGUCAAAACAAAAAGAAAAGAGAGACAAGCAGAGACUCUUACUCAGGAUUACAUUAUAACACCCCAUGCACUUCCCAUGUUCCGUGAACCACGACAGCGAAGCACCAGGAAACAGCUGGAAAAGGAUAGGCUGGACCCCAUGAAGUCUCACAAACCUGAACCUCCAGUAGCAGGACCAGGUCGUGGUGGCCGUGUUGGAACACAUGGAGGUACCUUGUCAUCAUACAUAGUCAAGAAUAUUGCUCUGGAUAAGACAGAUGAUAGCAACCCUCGAGAGGCUAUUUUACGUCAUGCAAAGGAAGCAGAGGAGAAUCCAUACUGGGUUGCUCCAGCAUAUGCUAAAACACAGCCAAAAACAGUUUUUGCAGAAGUGGAACCAGAAGAUGAUGAAACAGACAAGCCAGAAUGGAAAAAACGUAAAAUUUGAAGAAUUUGGUAUAACGAAUACUUCAAAAGCAUUUGAAACAAAGUGCAACAUUUCGUUCUUUUCUUUUUUUUUUUUUUUUUUUUUUUGGUUUUUGGGGCAAAAUUUGAAAGCAUAAAAUACUUCAGUUAAUAAAAACUUGCUACAGUGUAAAAGGGAAUGUAUUACAAUGGAUUGUAAUCCCACAUCUGAAUUUAUAAUAAGGAAUGAAUUAUUUUAUGGAAAGGAGAACUCUUCCCUGUCAGUUAUUUAACUUCAUGAUUUAAGAGAAAAAUAUUUGUCUCUCUAAUUUUUAAUAGAUCUCUAGUGAGUCCAGUGUUUUACCAAAUGUUUUUUGUUUUUUUUUUUAAAGCCAACUUCACUAAUACUUUGUCACAACAGUGUACAGUGAUUUUGAGUACAUAAAUAAAAUAAUACAGUUUCUCAGGCUUCUUUUUAUUUUUUCUAGUAAGGUGUGAUAAGCUAUCCCAAAUAAAGAAAGCUUAUACUUUCAUUUAGAUUUACUAAUGUGAAAUAGUCCACUUUAGUUCACUUGUGUUUAAAUUUUAGAAAAAAAAAUCUAGUGUUUUUCCUUAAAUAAAUGACAUUCCUUUUAAGAAUGUGUAGUGUUUCACAGUAGGCAAUUUAUAUCGCUUUUAUUUUUUAAAAAUGUAAAAUAGGAGUGAACAAUUAUAGAUUUUGUUUUAAUAAAAACAACAUAUGUUUGUUGCCUAACUGAUUUUGUUCAGGCUUCUUCUCCCUAUUAGUUUGUAUUGAUUAGCAUUAGAUAGAGCAGACUUAUGUUUAUUACCAAGUCUUUGUAUAUAUUGAUAUUGUUGUAUGCCUGAAUUAUGUACAUCUUGGCUCACGCUCUGAAAACUGAUACCAUCCUUUAUAAAGUCUCUUACAGAAGUAUUAAAAGUUUGAAGUUUUUAACAUGGAAUUGCAAUUCUGAAUUUAAUAAAGUGAAGGACAAAUUUAAAACCAAUGUCCUUUAGGGAAAGAGAAAUGAACCUAUGUUAGAUUUAGGCAUUUAUAUUGUGAUUAUAAUAACAUAUAAUAAGUAUUGUGAUUAGAAUAGUAUGCAAUAUAGCAAGUGCUCUGCAUUUGCACAAGUAGAGAGCAAGAGACAUCAUAACAAUCAAGCUUUCUUAAUUAUGAAUAGAUCUGAAGGCAUAAUUUAAGGCUAUAUUUAACCAGCACUUAAUCACCUUCCUAACUUGUAAGUGUGUGGUCCUGAUAGAAUCAGAAGAACUUAUUUUUUUUCCUUACAGCAUUGUUCUGCAUCACAAUUUUAUUGUAUCAUUUCUUUUUCCAAACUUAUCUUUUUCUCAAAAAAACAUUUCUAUACAUUAGGGAAAAGUAAGCCUGACCUCAAAAAGUGUUGUGAGCAUUGGUGUAACAUUCCGAAAAUUAAGUAUUUCCACAGCUUUCACUCAAUAUAGUCUUUUGAUAAGAGUGAAACCUCACUAAAUAAUCCACAACUUGUCUUUCUCCCUUGUAAAAAAUGUUUUAGUACAUACUUAUCUAGAAUAGCAAGUACAUGCUUAGUUUACAGUUACAGCUGUAAUAUGUAGAACAAAGGACUUAAUACCUAGGUAAGCAGUAAAUGGAGGAGAAAAAGAAGUAGAAGAUGAAGAGCAGCAGUUGUCAAUGCAACCUGCUAAAGACCUCACUGUGCAAUGUUUCCCUCAGCAAAUUAAUGUCAAAUGGCAUUGUUUCAUUUAAGGCUAUUUUUUAUCUUUUCUUUAUUCAUAUAAUUCACUAGAAAAUAAAGCAUUUUCAAAUAAA